Messenger RNA from Homalodisca vitripennis (glassy-winged sharpshooter), 1771 nucleotides. RefSeq names its product putative ammonium transporter 3 (gene Amt). Gene Ontology annotation, biological process: ammonium transmembrane transport; ammonium homeostasis. The transcript is spliced from 10 exons. Gene Ontology annotation, molecular function: ammonium channel activity. Gene Ontology annotation, cellular component: membrane. NCBI's taxonomy places the organism in Eukaryota, Metazoa, Arthropoda, Insecta, Hemiptera, Cicadellidae. The record is from RefSeq and is a predicted model, not a curated record. Bases 206 to 1732 code for a protein of 508 amino acids.
UCAAGUAUUUAUAUUGGUCUGUUUUGCCUUUUGAAUAAUAUAUUACCUGUAACAACUUGCAAUCAGUCGAACUUGUCUCAACAAACAGAAUUAGUUAUAAAGAAAUCAAUACAGAGCUUGUGACAGUUUUCCUUCAGGUGAGCUUGGUGCACAUCAGUGGUGUAAGUAAGAGGCAUCAGAUAUUGUGAGGUGAAUUAUAAUUAGGAUGGAAAUAAAAUAUAAUAGGACGAAGACCCAACUGAUGAUUCCUACAAUGUAUAACAUCACCAUGGAAGAUUCCAACUGGAUUAUGACUUCAGCAUUCAUUAUAUUCACUAUGCAGACAGGUUUUGGAUUGUUAGAAUCCGGCUGUGUGUCACUAAAGAAUGAAGUAAACAUCAUGAUGAAGAAUGUGGUUGAUAUCUUCCUUGGUGGAAUUAGCUACUGGCUCUUCGGCUUUGGAUUCCAGUAUGGCUACGGGCCUUAUACAAACCCUCUAUUAGGUGUGGGAGACUUUGCAAUGGAUGUACCAGUUGGGGAUGAAAUGAUGGGUGCUAUGUUCACCGCCUUUCUAUUCCAGCUGUCUUUUGCAACCACCGCCACUACAAUAGUGUCUGGAGCAAUGGCAGAAAGAUGCAAUUUCAAAGCUUAUUGCCUGUUCUCCUUCCUGAACACGGUGGUGUACUGUGUACCUGCUGGUUGGGUCUGGGGACAACAUGGCUUCCUCAACAAGUUGGGUGCGAUCGACAUUGCAGGCUCAGGGUGUGUCCAUCUCAUUGGUGGAACUUCAGCAUUGGCCUCAGCAAUAAUGCUAGGACCCAGGCUAGGCCGAUACACGCACGGAAUAAAGCCCUUGCCCCUUGGAUCACCAGUCAACUGUGCCAUGGGACUAUUUGUUCUGUGGUGGGGAUGGUUGGCUUUCAACUCUGGAAGCACUUACGGUGUGAGUGGACAGAAGUGGCAGUAUGCAGCCAGAGCUGCCGUGUUGACGAUGCUUUCUUCUUUCGGUGGAGGCUCUGUUGGACUGUUCUACACAUUAUACUCCAAUACGGGACAUGUGGAGAUUAUGGACCUGAUAAACAGUGUGCUCGCUGCACUUGUUUCCAUCACAGCGGGAUGUUUCCUGUAUACAGCCUGGGAAGCUAUACUCAUCGGCUGUGUGGGUGGCGUUUUGUGCUGUGUCACCAUGCCUUUGUUUGACAAGUUUGGCAUUGAUGAUCCAGUUGGUGCAUCCUCUGUCCAUGGAAUCUGUGGGAUCUGGGGAGUUCUGGCAGUGGGGUUGUUCUCUCAGGACCCCAAACCUCUUACCACAACAAAUGGAAGGACAGGACUACUUAGAGGAGGUGGAUGGUACCUGUUAGGAGUGCAAGCGUUGACCUGUGCGUGUCUCGGUGUGUGGAGUUUUACUACAACAUUUAUCAUCUUGUGGAUAGUGAACCGAAUCCUUCCAAUAAGGUUGUCAGAACAUGACGAGUUGCUCGGAGCUGAUCUGGCCGAGCACCGCAUCAAACACCGGGGUGUGGGUGUCAGUCAUGCCGUCUCCCAACUGUUUCUAACUCACCCGAACACAUUCAACUUCCAGUCAAUCCAAAACAUCGGAACAAACCCAGGGCACGAGGCAUACUUGAGCGAAUAUGUACAGCGACAGACCCAGCUGCAAAGCAUUUCUGCUCACACUUCGUUCCGCAACAAACUGAAUGAAAUUCACAUCAAAGAUCCUAGUUACAUCCCACAAUAUGCUUGGGUGGAAUAGUUUAUGGAUGAUUCAAAUUCUGUGUGAUAUAAAAGUAGU